Molecule: messenger RNA, 1323 nt
Organism: Cetraspora pellucida
Lineage: Eukaryota; Fungi; Glomeromycota; Glomeromycetes; Diversisporales; Gigasporaceae
Source: the annotation of a GenBank genome assembly
AUGUUUCAGCUCUCAGCAUCGUCAGCAAAGAAAGAAGAAACCCAUAAACCCGAUAAAGGCGAUACAAUUAAUAUACAAACGCAAAAAAUGUGCUACAAAGAUGACACUAAUAUGCAAACGCAAAAAUUGUUGCCGUCAGCACAGAAAGAAAAGACUUAUACAUUUGAUAAUGAGAUAAUUAAUAAAAUAAUGAAUAUACUACACGAGAACGCAAAUAACACAAUAAAAGAAAUUACCAAUUUGCUACCACCUAGAAACACAGAGCUCGAAGAAAAGACAGAUGAAAUGCGACGCAAGAAUAAGGAACUUGAAGAAAUACGACGUAAGAAUAAGGAACUCGAAGAAACACGACGUAAGAAUAAAGAACUCGAAGAAACACGACGUAAGAAUAAAGAACUCGAAGAACAGAUAGAUGAAAUGCAGCAGGCACAAAAAACUAUUGAACGUUUAACACGUGAGGCAUCAAGGUAUCAAGCUGAAUUAGGUAGGACGAUAAAUGUUCGAUUAAGCAACGAUUUCAACAAUUCUUCUCAACUUAGAGAAGACAUUAAGGCUUUGAAAAAAAAUCUUGAAACCUUCUCUGUUGUUAAGCCCGCUAAAGAUUUUCAUAUUAAUAAAGAUAAAGCAAACAGACUUUUAAAAUUGUAUAAGUGUACAAAUAUUGUAGAUGACGGGCAUUACAAAUCAUUACUUCAGGCCACAUUACAGAGAUUUAUCCUUGAAUCAAUGAUUAAAGAAAUCGAUCGAUAUUUUUCAAGCGCCGACUGUUCAGACUUCGAAAACAAAAUCGUUAAAAACACGGAACCUCUGUUAAAUUAUAUGGAUGGUUUUGUUAAAUCUCGUAUAGAAAAUGAUAAUAUUACUCAAAAGUUACCAAUAAUGCUUAGACAACAAAUCUAUAGUCUUCUGGGCAAUCGUGGAUUCACUUCAAUUGUAUCAUCUAAAGGAAUUAUAGAACAUCCGUUUAUUAGUUAUCUUCAAGAAAAAUUAAUUAAAACUAUGAACCAGUUUCGAAUUGUAAGAGAUUCUAGCAAACAAAAGAUUUUUAAUGACAUGGCUACAAAGCUUUCUCGUGACAUUAUUAGAAUAUUCUUUUUUGGCUUAAAAGCUCAAGAACAAGUAGCUGAUUUGCCAGUCUGGUUUGAAUGUGAUAAUCGAGUAAAUCCUGAUCUUAUGGAGGGUGCAUUUGAUCCCGAUGAUUGUCAAGAUGAGUUUGUGCAAAUUUGUGCAUUUCCGCUUAUAGGCAUUGAUUUGAAAAAUGAUGAAAAACGGAAGAUACUUAGUCAAGCAAAUGUUCUUAUAACACGAUGCACGACCAAUUAA